Agrilus planipennis (emerald ash borer) is the source of this 1825-nucleotide messenger RNA. RefSeq names its product pancreatic triacylglycerol lipase-like. The record is from RefSeq and is a predicted model, not a curated record. Gene Ontology annotation, molecular function: lipase activity; carboxylic ester hydrolase activity. The transcript has a single exon. Gene Ontology annotation, biological process: lipid metabolic process. Bases 18 to 1706 code for a protein of 562 amino acids. Lineage: Eukaryota; Metazoa; Arthropoda; Insecta; Coleoptera; Buprestidae.
AUGAGGUUAAUGACUAAAUGAUAAUAGCUUUUUAUUUAUUUCUCGCUCUAAUGAAAAUUGUUUGUUCUAUUCCGAACAUAAAUAACAAAAUUUUGCAGCUUUUUCCGAAAAGGAAUGAACCCACUUCAUUCGAAACAUGUUACGGCGAUCUCGGUUGCAUAGAGGUGACCCAGCAAUGGUACCACGACGACUAUCGACCAAUUAACGUAGAACCCCUCAGUCGAUUUGUAAUAAGGACGGAAUUUGUAUUGUACACACUUCCUAAUGGCGUUCAAAAAGACAGGCAUCAUUUAGAUUUUGAGAUCAUCUCGUCCAAAGGACAAUCUCUGGAAAAAUCGAGAUUUGAUGGAAAAUCCGACAUCAUCAUCUUAAUUCAUGACUUCACCAGCAACGGUUAUACCGGUUGGAUCAAACACAUUUCAGCAUCGAUUCUUAGUGAUCACAAAAGAAAUGUAAUAGCAGUAGAUUGGCAGAGUGGUGCAGAGCCACCGUAUGAACAAGCCGUUGCUAAUGCUAGAGUUGUAGCUCUAGAAAUUAUUGCUCUUUUAAAUUGUAUCAAAUCUAAGUUCGGAAUGGGCGGAGAAAAAAUCCACAUUAUAGGCCACGGUGUAGGCGCCCACAUCGCAGGAUAUGUAGGCGAAAGUGCAAAACAAAUCAAAAAAAUUACCGGUCUUGAUCCGUCCGGUCCUUAUUUCGAAGGAAUGCCUAACUUCGUCAGACUGGAUCCUUCCGAUGCGACGUACAUCGAGGUGAUUCAUACGGACUAUUACAGUACAGACAGUCAAGGAACUUGUGAUCAUCUGGGACACAGAGAUUUUUUUGUAAAUGGGCCCCAUAGACAGCCUGGUUGCAAUGACUCAAGUUCAAAUUUGAACCUUGUAGCGGUUGAACGAAAUAAUUUAAAACAAGGUCAAAUCCUACCUGGUUGCAGUCACAAACGUUCAUUUAAAUAUUACAUUGAGAGUAUAGAAGUCACAAACUGUAAAUUCAUAGGAUUUAGUUGCGAGGAUUUCAAUACAUUCACUGAGGGUGCAUGUUCUUGUGAAAGUACCGGUGUUUUUAGCUUAGAUAGUUACGAAAGUAAUGCGCAACAACAGGACAAAGGUCUUUAUUUGCUUACCAAUGGUAUAAGGCCAUAUUGUGUCAUUCCGUAUAAACUCGUGAUGAGACUCAGCAAUUUCACGCGCGCUAGUGAACAUCUAUCGGGAUAUAUUGAAGUCCUCUUCAAAGGAAAUAGCAUAGAUGUGGUAAAUGGUUCGUCGUAUUUACAUAGAAAAUCUCAGACAUUUUCUAAAGGAGAAAAGAAAGAGUUGCUGAUUUACGGAGAUCCUCCACAAAUUACUUCAUUUAAAGAAGUCCAGAUGAAAUGGGUGAAAACAGGUAUCAAAGUUUGUCCUGAACUUGUUUGUCAAAGUUCCUUGUUUGUAGAAAACAUUCGUAUCACGCAACUGCCAGCUACAUCAGCAAACUGGGCUAAACUGUGUCCUGACUCAGGAGACACUGAGCUCAAGGAUAGGUACUACCACACCUUCAAACCGUGUGAAGAGAUGACUGAGAAGAGAUCUUAUAUGGAACGAGAUAUUUAUGACGAUUUUGGCCACGAGACUACAAAGACAGCAUCAGACAAAGAAGAAGAAAAUGAUGAAGAAAUUUUGCCUACGGAAGAAAACUCUGAGACAUCAGACAUGGAGAAUCAGGAAGAUUAGAUGCACUCUCAAAAUAUGCAUACGUAUAUAAGUGAAUAUAUAUAAGUGAAAUGUUGAUAUAAUGAUAAUAAUAAUAAUUAGUAAAUAGGGCUCGGUUUUCAGUAUAUUUGUGAUAAAUU